This is a messenger RNA of Drosophila rhopaloa, 2081 nucleotides long. Its product is annotated as pH-sensitive chloride channel 2. Gene Ontology annotation, molecular function: neurotransmitter receptor activity; chloride channel activity; transmembrane signaling receptor activity. Gene Ontology annotation, biological process: chemical synaptic transmission; chloride transmembrane transport; nervous system process. Gene Ontology annotation, cellular component: synapse; neuron projection; membrane. The coding region runs from base 77 to 1669 and encodes 530 amino acids. The record is from RefSeq and is a predicted model, not a curated record. Lineage: Eukaryota; Metazoa; Arthropoda; Insecta; Diptera; Drosophilidae. The transcript is spliced from 2 exons.
CAUUUUGCAUUAUCCGUUAGGAUUGUAAUAGCGUGGCUUUAUUUUGCUUUAGUUUAAUCGUAUAUAUUUGGAUAUUAUGGAUUGGUCGCUCAUCAUAUCGAUCCUGAUCAACUGUCUAUAUGUUUCUGCACUCGAGGAGGACUGUCCAACGUUGGCAGAUGGAGACAGUUUGUCGCAAACCCAAUUACUGGACAGACUGACCCACGGCUGUCGAUAUGACCGACUGGAACGGCCCAUAACUUAUUCGGAAACCGGACAACGACUUCCCGUGGACGUCUAUAUGCGUGCCUACAUAUAUUUCAUGCAGAAUCUGGAGGCCCACGACCUGCAGUUCAAGAUAUACGCCCUGCUCCAGAUGCGCUAUCUCGAUCCGCGUCUGAAUUUCCGGAACGUAAGUCCCAAAAGGAGACAGCCCAUUUUGGGGGAACAGCACAUGAGGGACUCCCUAUGGAUGCCCCACAUUUUCCUGGCCAACGAGAGGGAUUCCAGCAUAUUGGGUCUCACGGAGAAGGACAUCCUCACCUCGAUUUCCCCCGACGGCACGGUGAUCGUCUCGAACAGGAUUAAGGCCACACUUUACUGCUGGCUCAACCUGAAGAAAUUCCCCUUCGACGAACAGCACUGCUCGACGAUCCUGGAGAGCUGGAUGUACAACACCUCGGAGCUGGUGCUCCACUGGGAGCAGAAGCGGCCAAUCACCUACGAUGGCGCCCUGCAUCUCACCGAGUUCGUACUGCAGCGAUCCUGGUCCAACGAGACGGUCAUCAACGCCGAUUUGAGUGACCUGCGGCACGGAGCCUUUGCCGGGAACUACAGCUCCCUCAGCUUCACCGUCCAUCUGACCCGCGUGGUGGGCUUUUACCUGAUGGACUACUUCCUUCCCUCCAUGCUCAUCGUGGCCAUAUCGUGGGUUUCCUUUUGGCUGCAGGCGGACCAGGCGCCACCGAGGAUCACGCUGGGCACGAGCACCCUGCUGACCUUCAUAACCCUCGCCUCGGCGCAGGGCAAGACCCUGCCGAAGGUCAGCUACAUCAAGGUGUCGGAGGUGUGGUUCCUCGGCUGCACCAUCUUCAUAUUCGGCAGCAUGGUGGAGUUCGCCUUCGUCAACACCAUUUGGCGGCGCAAGAACAGUGUGCCGGUCAAGAAACUGAACAGCAAACACAUUCUGAAGUCCACCCUAUCGCCGAAUCUGAUGAGACGACGUAGUCACGCGCGGUCCAGAUCGUUUUCGGGAACUGCCCUACAAAAAUCCACAGAUACUAGCUCGCUGGCCGGUGCCGGAUUCAACAAUUACCUUACUGUCAAUCUGCCCAUCACCACGAUUAAGGAGGGCCAAGUUCUGGACCAACAGAGGACCAGGGGAAUCCAGAAACUGGAUGUCAACUUCGUGGAGAGUGCCUUUGGCACCAGACCAGAAUCCGGAUCCAUGGGAGCAGCCCAGUCUAGUGGGGCCAUCAGCUCGGCAGCCAGCUCGCAGACUUUGAACAACAAUAAACCGGAUGGCGGAGGUGGAUGCGGGAGCCACCAGGAGGAGAUCGACCUGAGUGGCUGGACCACUCUGACCCCCCAGGAAAUCGCCAUGUGGAUCGACAGCCGGGCGAGAUUCGUUUUUCCGCUUGCCUUCCUCGUCUUCAACUUGUUCUUUUGGACAUUUGUCUACUGUAUUUAAUGGAAAGGGUUCUUAUAUUCAGUUUAUUAUUUUGAAUUUAUUUGAAUCGAAAACUUAUUUUUUUUAUUUAUGUAUUCACUGAACCCAAAUCUCACUUUGUAAAUGGAAUUGCAACUUAUCAAUUUAAGAAGUGAAAAAUAUGUAUUUGUAGCAACAGUUAACUUUUAAUGGUUAAAUAAUGUCAACGUUUUGUAUUUAUGUUUCUUUGCAGUUUUUCUAUUUAAUUUUAAAUUGAAAAAAUGGUGUCUAAAAAUAUGUUGUUUUUAAUAUUUUGUUAAAUAAAGAUGAGUAUGUAGUUUUAGUGUAUUUAGUGCCUUAUAAAGAUGGCUUAAAAAUGUAAUUCUUUGUAAUUCAUGGAACAACUAUUAACUUAAAUAAAAAUCAACCGUAACUACUUGUGCUUUUCCGAAAA